AGUGUCGGUUGGGCGCGCGGCGCGGGCCGGGGGUGCCGCCACCAUGCCGCUCGCCUCGCCCCGCACCCUGGAGGCGCUGAAAUACGUCGAGCUCCAGCGUCUUGCCAAGGCCGUCGGGCUGAGGGCCAACCUCCGCGCAGACAAACUGUUGGAAUCAUUGAAGCAACACUUCAAAGAAACAGAACAAGAAAAUAUGGAUCCUGAAAAGAGUGCAUCUGCUUCCAUCAAAUUGGAUGAACUGAGCAAUCAGAAAAUUGGGCCUGAUUCAGGGUGUUUUAUUACAAAAAGAUAUUGCAAUGAAAAGAAAAUAACCAGAAAAAAGAGGAACUUCCAUGAGGAAACUAAUACCAGUGAAGAAAACCCAGUGCUUUCUGAUGAGAAAGAGGUGCAUUCUGAAAUGAAAGAAAACGAAGAGCCUCAGGAUGAGCAUAAAAAGGGACAGAAUGUAUUCCGAAACAAGAAACAAGUAACUGAAAAGAGGGCUAUUGAGAAUGCAGGGAUGGGUACUGGUCAGAAGAAACAAGCUGAGAAGACUUCUACUAAAAUCAGGGGAGAUGAAUGUGAUGCUCAUCACGCAGGAGGGAAGACCCCUUUAUCUGUAGGCCAUGCAUCUAGGUCUGCAAAAACAGGGACGAAAGCUACUACACCAAACUUUAAAAGGUUGCACGAGGCUCACUUCAAGAACUUGGAAUCUAUUGCUGAUUACAUGGAGAGAAAAAAAAAAAGGCAUGAAAACUGUACCAGUUCGCUCAGCACAGCCAAGAAACGAGCCAGUGGCAAAGCACUUUUAUUCAGCCCAAAUCCUGCAAGAGGUAGAUUCUCUACCACCUGCACUCCUGGUAACCUCCGGCGCUCACCACGCAAUUCUCUGAAUGCUGCAAAUCGGAGUAUUUUAUCCCAGAAAUCUUCAUUUAAUCCUUCUGUUCUUUCAACAUCCAAAAUGAAUGUCAGGUUCUCAGAAGCCACAAAAGAUAAUGAGCACAAACGCUCUCUUACCAAGACUCCAUCUCGAAUGUCUCCAUACAUGCAGGAGAUUUGCACACCUGACACUCAAAAGAACUGCAAACCAAUAAGUCAGAAAAACAGCAAGGGAAAUGCAAGAAAUAAUGAUCUGACUGCACCAAAGGGUAAAGUGGAUGUUAUCACUCCCUUCAAGUUUGGAGCUCAAUCUGCAGAACCCACAAGCACAAAAAAGACAUUUGAUCUCAAAGCAAGUCUCUCGAGGCCACUUCGGUAUCAGCCACAUAAAGGACGAUUAAAGCCAUGGGGAGAUUUUAAAGAAAACACUGUCCUCAAUAAGUCUGGUGGUAGCAAUAUCUCUUCACGUAAGAAAGAUUACAAACAGCCACAUCUCCAGACAAGGGAAGAAAGGCGUGAGAAACAUGAGCAAGAGAGAAAAAAGAAAAAGGCUCAGGCUCUCGGAAACCGUAGAGGAGUAUCUGUGUGUUAGGAUGAAUAAGAAGUAACUAAGAAAUCACUGUAAAUACUGGUCCUGUCAUGUAAAUAUUUGUGUUGUCUGUAUGGUUCAGGUUGCUAUCAGCUAGUGGAAUCCAGAGAGCAGUUAAUGAGACAUUGUAUCUGAGCAUAUUUCUGUGAUCAACUUCUCCAAUGGGAUGAGAGUUCUAGACUUUCAGGAGCUUAGACCUCUCUCUUGUUGCUUCAUAAUGUUUCAACUAAUUUAAAUGAACAUGUUAAAGAAGAAAAUGUAAGUGAAAAAAAGAUGCUCAAGAAGCCUCCUUGCAGAACAGACUUCUGCACCAGCAUUUGUUGCCUCCUAGAAUGCAGGCUUUGGAUAACAAGCAUCAAAAUGUUCCACUUGUAAAUUACAGGAAUUGGAGAUACCUAUUCUCUGGAUCAAUCCUUAAAUUCUCUAAAAGUUACAGCAAUUAUUCAGCAUUUCUAAUUGCAUGCUUAUGGCAUAGUAGAGAAUUUCAAAGAGAAGAAAAAAUAUGCAAGCUCUCUGGAAAACUAAAAGCUUGCAGCAUAACAUAAUUAUAAGCUAUCUUAUUUUAAAAUAAGUCACAACCGAGAAUUUACAGAUUACCAACUGAAUGCUUUGAACAGUUAAGGUUGUUUUGUUCCUUUCUAUGGUAAAUAGCAAUGCUAACAAAAUUAUUUUGCUUUUUAUUCCUGUGAUGCUUAAAAGAGAUCGUAGUAGUGUUGAAGCACAUUCAAUACCUUAGAUUUAAAAGCAGUUGUUAUUUUUUACUUUUAAAAAAUACAUAGAUAAGCUUUCUGGAUUUGUUAUGGAUAGAACUGGAAGAGUAAUUUACCAGUUGUAAUCUCAGAUAUUGACCAAAUAAAUGUUUCACUGAA
This is a messenger RNA of Corapipo altera (White-ruffed manakin), 2316 nucleotides long. It is a transcript of the gene NUSAP1, whose product is annotated as nucleolar and spindle associated protein 1. Gene Ontology annotation, biological process: mitotic cytokinesis; establishment of mitotic spindle localization; mitotic chromosome condensation. Gene Ontology annotation, molecular function: microtubule binding. The transcript has 11 exons. Gene Ontology annotation, cellular component: nucleolus; mitotic spindle; microtubule. NCBI's taxonomy places the organism in Eukaryota, Metazoa, Chordata, Aves, Passeriformes, Pipridae. The coding region runs from base 44 to 1450 and encodes 468 amino acids. The record is from RefSeq and is a predicted model, not a curated record.